UAUUUUUUCUGCAUUAUAUUUUUUAGUUCAUUAUUUCAUUAUUUCUUCUAAAUAAUUUUGUCUGCACCUUAUUGUCAAUACUUCCAAAUAGCUGUAAACGUAUUCGGGCCUCACGAAGUGUGGAACUAUUAAUUUCCCUAAUGUUUGUGCAGAUAUGCAAUCUAUCCACAAGAGGGCAGCAUUACCUCAUUGAUCAAUUCAGGCUGAAGCCGCAGAUUUCUCAGUUUUCUUCAAAGCAAAACCAGCUCAUUGUAGACAACUUCUUUGAGUAAAGUGACUAAUUAACAUUAAUUUUAGUUGGUAUAUUAUUAUGUCUGUCUUCUCAAUAUUAUUUUAGACAUGUUUGUAUUUUCUAAGCACUUUUCUUUUAAUAUAUCGAACUAAUUUCCUGUUUAUUUGAGCAGUGUCUGACUGAACCUGACUUUUUCAUUCGCCUCAACUGUUCAGACAUCUUCAGCUUUCGAACAUCAGAAGAUGGGAGCCUCUCUCUCUGCAGCGUACGGCAUAUCAAAGCGAAAUCCACUCGGAUCUGCGGUCUGGGUGCAGUGCGUAAUGAGCUGUGCGCCUCCUGGAGCCGCGCGUCGACGAAGCUGUGCGCAAAUCAAACCAGCUGAACCAAAAUAGUAAGAGAAACAUGAAUCUGUCCUCCACGAACUCUUCUGCGUGGAAAGCGGAGUCCGUGCUGAUUUCCGUGGGAUUUUCUCUCAUCUUUCUGCUCGGCAUCGCGGGGAAUUCUCUGGUCCUUGCAGUUCUUUGUCGCAACGGACAGAUGAGCACCAAGACCACCAACAUGUUCAUCUUCAGUCUGGGGGUGGCCGACCUCUGCUUCAUUGUUUUCUGCGUGCCGUUCCAAGCGACCAUCUACACCCUGGAUCAGUGGGUCUUUGGUCCGGUGGUUUGCAGAGCCGUGCACUUCAUCAUCUUCUUGACCAUGUACGCCAGCAUCUUCACACUGACCGCCGUUUCCCUGGACAGGUAUUUAGCCAUAUGUUACCCACUUCGCUCCCGGCAGAUGAGGACUCCAAAGAACGCCCUCAUCUCCAUCUGCCUGGUUUGGUCUUUGGCUUUGGUUUUCUCCACACCAUACCUUAGCUACUUCUCUCAGAUGGACCUUGACGGCACCUUGCUGUGUAUUCCUGCCUGGAAGCCCAGACCUCGCUUCAUAAUGGACCUGUGGACCUUCAUCUUUGGAUACCUCAUCCCCGUCCUGGUGCUCAGCCUCACAUACGCUCGCACCAUCCGCUACCUGUGGACCAGCGUAGAUCCUGUCAAGGACAAGUCAGAGUCAAGGCGUUCCAAGCGGAAAGUCACCAAAAUGAUCCUGAUUGUGGCUGCUCUGUUCUGUCUCUGCUGGCUCCCUCAUCACCUCAUCAUCCUCUGCAUGUGGUUCGGACAAUUCCCGCUCAACCACACUACGUACGCCCUGCGCAUCCUCUCCCAUUUGGUAGCCUACGCCAACUCUUGCCUCAAUCCCAUCGUCUACGCACUCGUCUCCAAGCACUUCCGCAAGGGUUUCCAGAAGGUUUUCAGCUGCUCGAGGAAGAGGAGGGAGGAGAACAGGGUGCACGUCAUCCAGGCAGUGAACACAGUCAGCAACAUCGAGACAAGACCCUCAGAGGAAGAAGCAGCUUCCACUGCAACCUGACAGAACUCUGAGAAACAUCUCUUAAAAAAAUGACAAAUUCUGUAAAUAUUACUGAUGUUGCUGCUAUUAAUAAUUGGUUCAAAAAAAAAGUGAAAACAGAACUUUGAAGGAAGAUGCGGACAGUUUUAAUUUAUUACUGCUGUUGAAAUUAUUAUCUGUGCUGGCGUAGCCUUAGGUGUUGAUCCAUCAUAGAAGAUGGUUAAUGAAUUUACUGACUGCCUGGGAUUUAUUGUCCUGAGUGCUCCUCAGAGUUUGAAACCGAGUUCAACACUGAAACAAAAACAGAUCACAGGAACAUAAAGUCCAAUUUGGUGCCAAUUCAUCUUUCAGAGUUUCAAAAUUUGAACAAAAGACUAAAAUGUCGUUCCUACCCAAAUGUAGUUUUAUCCAUUUGACAUAUACCAGCCUAACGCAGGUGUAGAUUCUCAGUCACACAGGGCAUGACAGCCCUAAGUACUUAAGAAAGUAAUUGGACUUCUUUCUUGCCUCUGUUUAAUCUCUCAUCCUUGUUCAGAACUGAUGAAGCCUUUAGUUUCAGUUGUGAUUUUUUUUUUUUUCUUUUGCUUCUACACACACUAGCUGUGUCUAUUUUCUAAACAGCAUGGCGGAAAAUUACCAUGCUGAUAUUCUUGUGCAUAAAUCUUUGAAAAGACAAAUGUGGCAGCUUCAGGUACCUGGGAAUUGUACCUAAAGACAGUCCAGUCUUUCAGAAUGAUUGUCUUUUGACACAGUGUGUGUAAAAUGUCUGGUUUCAACUUAUAUAUAACAGAGUCCGUAAGAUGUAGAGGAUUUGUGAAUGAGAUGCCCAUAUCGUUCUAUGUAUUGCUCCAUCCUUGUGAAAUGUUAGGGACACUACUGGUAAACGAGGCUGCGCAAAGUAUUAACAGCAGAUGUGUUGACAAAAUUAAAUGUUUGAUUUUUCAAAACUUUUCAGUACAAAAAAAUUGAAGUCUUUUUACACAUUUUUAAAAGUUAUACGUGUUAUCAAGUUCUGAGCCCAAUAACUAUGACGUACAGUUAUAAUACAGUCACAUUUUCAGACCACGGCGGUGCAUAUCCAUGGGAGUCACCCCCCUGCUGCCCGGUGGAGUGCAGAUCUAAUAGUAAUUUACUCUGGCACUUUUCUGAGAGCCUAAAAUAUCUGAAACAUACUGUGGUCAAAAGAAAACGGUGAUUACUGUGAAACAUCUCACUGUGACUUAAAUUUAGAAAACAAAUUACAUCUCUGUAAGCAUAUUAUGCAUCAUCAAUGUGGGGGAAUAAAACACAUAUUAGUACACACACACACACAUAGACACUCAGUGUUUUCUUCACCUGCACUUGGGCUUUAAAUAUUAGUAAUCUAGGCAUUCGCGCUGAGCCUCUCUGUGAGUCGUGUGUUCAACUGGUCAACGCUGCAAACAGGAUACUCUGAUGGUUGUGAGUAACUGAACGGUAAAAAGAAACAUGCAAUAAUUCUCUGGUUGUGGUCAGGCAUCCUGACAUCCACUGCUGGUCCAUUCUUAUGAAAAUCAAAGCAGUUCUAAGCAUAAACAUUGCCUGUACGGACCAGCUUUCACUACUGACUGACCAAUAAACUACGUAUUGCAUUUCA
Molecule: messenger RNA, 3239 nt
Organism: Poecilia latipinna (sailfin molly)
Lineage: Eukaryota; Metazoa; Chordata; Actinopteri; Cyprinodontiformes; Poeciliidae
Product: galanin receptor type 2
Exons: 2
Coding region: 635-1645 (336 amino acids)
Biological process (GO): G protein-coupled receptor signaling pathway
Cellular component (GO): plasma membrane
Molecular function (GO): G protein-coupled receptor activity
Source: RefSeq, a predicted model, not a curated record